Molecule: messenger RNA, 1988 nt
Organism: Ochotona princeps (American pika)
Lineage: Eukaryota; Metazoa; Chordata; Mammalia; Lagomorpha; Ochotonidae
Gene: PDIA3
Product: protein disulfide isomerase family A member 3
Exons: 13
Coding region: 138-1655 (505 amino acids)
Biological process (GO): response to endoplasmic reticulum stress; protein folding
Cellular component (GO): endoplasmic reticulum; cell surface
Molecular function (GO): protein disulfide isomerase activity
Source: RefSeq, a predicted model, not a curated record
CAGACGCGCGAGCGCAGGGAGCGGGUCCGUGGUCGCCGGCCCGACCUCCGCAGCCUUCUCCCCCCCCACUCCCGCCCCUGGCUGAGCCUCGACCCUCCCGGCCGUUCCCCACCCGAAAGCAAGCUCACCUCGCCGCCAUGCGUCUCCGCCGCCUAGCGCUGUUACCCGGCGUGGCGCUGCUCCUCGCCACAGCCCGCCUCGCCGCCGCCUCCGACGUCCUGGAACUCACGGACGACAACUUCGAGAGUCGCGUCUCCGACACGGGGUCUGCCGGCCUCAUGCUCGUCGAGUUCUUCGCCCCCUGGUGUGGACACUGCAAGAGGCUCGCCCCUGAGUACGAGGCUGCAGCUACUAGAUUAAAAGGAAUAGUCCCACUAGCAAAGGUUGACUGCACUGCCAACACAAACACCUGUAACAAGUAUGGAGUCAGUGGAUAUCCAACACUGAAGAUAUUUAGAGAUGGUGAAGAGGCAGGUGCUUAUGAUGGGCCUAGGACCGCUGAUGGAAUUGUCAGCCACUUGAAGAAACAGGCAGGACCAGCUUCCGUGCCUCUCAGGACUGAGGAAGAAUUUAAGAAGUUCAUUAGUGAUAAAGAUGCUGCUGUGGUGGGUUUCUUCAAGGAUUUGUUCAGUGAUGCUCACUCCGAGUUCCUUAAAGCGGCUAGCAACUUGAGGGAUAAGUACCGAUUUGCGCACACCAAUGUGGAGUCUCUGGUGAAGGAGUAUGAUGAGGAUGGAGAGGGCAUCACCUUGUUUCGUCCCUCACAUCUGAAUAACAAGUUUGAGGACAAGACUGUGGCAUACACAGAACAGAAGAUGACCACUGGCAAGAUUAAAAAGUUUAUCCAAGAAAACAUUUUUGGUAUCUGUCCUCACAUGACAGAAGACAAUAAAGAUUUGAUCCAAGGCAAGGAUUUACUUACUGCUUACUAUGAUGUGGACUAUGAAAAGAAUACUAAAGGAUCUAACUACUGGAGAAACAGAGUAAUGAUGGUGGCAAAGAAGUUCCUGGAUGCUGGACACAAACUCAACUUUGCUGUAGCUAGCCGUAAAACCUUUAACCAUGAACUGUCUGAAUUUGGUUUGGAAAGCAGUACUGGAGAGAUUCCUGUUGUUGCUAUCAGAACGGCUAAAGGAGAAAAAUUUGUCAUGCAGGAGGAGUUCUCGCGUGAUGGCAAGGCUCUGGAGAGGUUCCUGCAAGAUUACUUUGAUGGCAGUCUGAAGAGGUACCUGAAGUCUGAGCCCAUCCCUGAGAGCAACGACGGGCCUGUGAAGGUAGUUGUAGCAGAGAAUUUUGAUGAAAUAGUGAAUAAUGAAAAUAAAGAUGUCCUGAUUGAGUUCUAUGCUCCUUGGUGUGGUCACUGUAAGAAUCUGGAGCCCAAGUAUAAAGAACUGGGAGAGAAGCUCAGCAAAGACCCAAAUAUUGUCAUCGCAAAGAUGGAUGCCACAGCCAAUGAUGUGCCUUCUCCGUAUGAAGUCAGAGGUUUUCCUACCAUCUACUUCUCUCCAGCCAACAAGAAGCAAAAUCCAAAGAAAUAUGAAGGUGGCCGUGAAUUAAGUGACUUUAUUAGCUAUCUACAGCGAGAGGCUACAAAUCCCCCUAUAAUUCAAGAUGAGAAACCCAAGAAGAAGAAGAAGGCUCAGGAGGAUCUCUAAAGCAGCAGCCAAAUACACACUUUAUAAAAGGACUCUUCUACCAGACAUGGGAAACCUAUUGGGGAAGACUGGGACUCGUGUGGGAUUACUACCUCUCCGGCCUGAGAGGACAGAAUGGAUGUAAUCUGAAUCCUGUUCAAUUUUCUCUAAACUUUCUUAGCUGCACUGUUUAUGAAAAUACCAGGACCAGUCCAUGUUUGUGGUUUGGGGGGAAAUUAUUUGUGUUGGGAAGAAAGUUGUGGGGGUGGGGAGGAAAUUAAGUUGGGGGGUUAUUUUCUAAUUUUUUUUGUACAUUUGGAACAGUGACAAUAAAUAAGCCCCCUUUAAAUUGUC